Molecule: messenger RNA, 4985 nt
Organism: Chaetomium strumarium
Lineage: Eukaryota; Fungi; Ascomycota; Sordariomycetes; Sordariales; Chaetomiaceae
Exons: 1
Coding region: 213-4793 (1526 amino acids)
Cellular component (GO): cytoplasm
Molecular function (GO): guanyl-nucleotide exchange factor activity
Source: RefSeq, a predicted model, not a curated record
UGCACAACGGCCGGACCCGUCUGUUUACACUGGGCAUUUUGCGUCGAGACGCCCGAUCCGCGCCGCUCCUUCUUUCCCAUACGUCUAUCCGUACCCCGCCGCUUAUCCUCACGACAGCCCGCUCGCAACGCGCAACCGACUACCUGCCACAACGGCAGAUCGCUUCGUUUCCGCAACCACGAUCGCCAUGAGCACAGCCGAUUGAGACGGCCAUGGUUCGUGUCACUGAGGAGCUGGCGCUCUCGCCAGAGCAUGUCACUCUUUACUCCGCUAGCGACCCGCUACUCGGUCAUCUGCCCGUCCUCAUCUUCCACGGCCCCUCCACGACCGCCAACUACACCCUGAAUAGCUCCCGAAUCCAGAUUCAUAUCUACAGUCCAGCCGGCUACCAAACCUUCCCGCGAAUCACCGUCUCGCCGAACUCGCCCUUCUACAGCGUUGUUGCACACCUGCCGCGCGAGUUCCAGGGCGACGAGGUCUGCAGAGGUCUGGCAUUUGGUCUCUACAAGUACUUUAGCGAGCUGCCCGAGGCUGUAAAAACCCAUCUGAGGAAUCAGUACCCGACCCCUCGGAACCGCCGCCCGGGCUCAGCACCGUCGUUGUUCAGCGAGCAGCAUGCGGCCGACCUGGCCAAGGCGGCCAUUCAGGCUGAGAACACCACCGAGAUCAUCGGAAUCUUGGAAUACGCCCUGCGGACACAGCACUUGAGCAAUGUCGACAUUGACCUCGUCCUGCCACCAGGUUCAAUCGUGCCGCUGGAAAACGCCGAUUACGAGGAGGUUCCUGACGAUGAGGACGACAUUUUGGAUCCAACCCUACGGCAGUAUGGCGGAUAUACUCCCUUGGUGAAGCUCUUCGGAGAGCCGGUGUUUCUGCCGACUUCCAAGCUGCGGCGUGCGCCCUCGAGACCAACUUCGCUGAACCGGAGCAAGUCGCUUUCCAAGAACCACAAGUUGGAACUCCGCAUGAAAAUGGGCGAAUUGGUCGACACCGAGGAACGCUACGUACUCAAGCUCACUGAGCUUGUCCAGAACAUUGCCACUGACUUCCGCCAGAAAGCCAAGGAGCGGCCGGCCGGCAGCAUCAGCCCAAGCGAAGAGGAUAUGGAGAAGCUAUUCCCAAAAUCGGCAGAUAGCAUCCUAGAGGUCAACUCGGCCUUCAUGCAAGAGCUUCGGCGUGUCAUGGAUGAGACCGAGGAGGAAGCUCUGAGGGACAUGGAGCUUCCGUUCCCCGCACCAAGGCUGGGGGGUUCUGGCAAGCCGAAGGACCCAAGCGGCGCGCUCGCAAUGGCCAAGAUCUUCCUGGAGUGGUUCCCCAAAUUUACCGAAUGUUACCAGGACUAUAUUCGAGCUAGCCAGAACUUCCCUCAGCUCCUCAAUCUGUUCCUCGACAAUCAGUCCAGCUUCCGCCAACGGGUUGUCCAGGCCGGGGAACAGACGAUCCGCUCGCUGCUCAUCGAGCCUGUACAACGACUGCCUCGGUACAGCUUGUUCAUCGACCAGAUCAUCUCCUGUCUCCCCAUGACACACCCGGCGCUGCAGGCCUUUCUUCGAGCCAGAGACAUCAUCACAAACAUCUGCUCGAUGGACGAACCGCUUCCAGAUAAGCCCCACGCCACAACCCGCCUUCGCGCCAUGGUUGAGCAUUGGCCGCCGGACUUUGAGCCCAAGGGACGGCUGAUCCUGGCUGCCGACUUUCUCGAGCUUGCUCCACCUUAUGUCUCAGUGUCGCAGAAUACAGAGAUGGCGGAUCGCCCGGGCGUUCUUCUCCUCUUUUCUGACUGCAUCGUCCUCCUCCAGAAAAAGACGGAUUCGGGCUUCACAGGACGCGACUUCCUUCGGGAGAUCGAUAAGCCAUCCCCUGCCGGUUUGCUGGCAUCCAUGAGCAACGCCGCUGGUGGACCCGGGAGUUGGGAAUUUGCAUUCAUGGGAUGGCAUAACCUGGCUGAUAUCCGGUUUACCGAAUCCUCCGACGGGCGACUGAUCUGGAUAACAUCAACUCAGGAGAUGAAGGGUGCACCUGCGAGGGAGCAUGCCACCAGCAAAGCCAUAACCUCGAGAUGCUUCCUUCUACAGGAUCAUUACGAGGGCCGAGCUAUCAAAUUCAGCGAAGAUAUUGUCAGAGCUCGCAUUGAGGGUCGCUUCUCUGAAAAGGAGAGGGAAGAUCCAACAUGGACUCUUCGGGCAGUGAAGAUGCAGGAUAACAAUUUCGGCCUCCACGCGGCCGUCUUCCAGGAGGGCGCCCAGCAGCUGAUCGAGGGGCGCAGGGAACCAGCACCUAUUCGCAUCGUUCUGGACAACGAGAAAGGCACCAAAGGAGCGCCAGUCGGCCAUUACGGUGUCGAGAUUGUCGUUGAGGUGAGGACCGGCGACAUGCGCAGGAUAUCGAUGAACACCGCCGGUCUGAACGGGAGGAAGUUCACCGACGAUGUCGCGCUCGAAGAUUUCCUCCCCACACUCUCUCGCCGGAUUAUACAGCUCCUCAGCACCCAGUUCAGCGUCGCUAACAUGGGACUCGUGCCUGCCCUGGUGUCAUACUACAGCAAGAUCCUGCGCUCGCUCAACAUCAGUGCCAGAGUCGAGAAGAAUACUCGGUCAUUCCUUUCCUCCUCUCCAGUGAAGUUGCUCUCAAAUCUUCUGGCGGGAAAUACCGCGUCAUCUAGUAGCACCUCGGUCGACAGCGCAGGCAUCGGCGGAUCGAGGCAUAAACAUACACGCUCUAACAGCCAGAGAGAUGUGACCGUGCUGUCCGGAUCGCUGAAGGACCGAGACAUACCUCGUCUCAUGGUGGAAGAAGAGGCUCCAGACAACCCUCUGAUGCGGCUUGAGCAGACCUUUACUGGAUUCGUCGCCAACAUGCAAGCACGCAAGGGCUACUUCAUCGGUCGAACGUUGCUGAGCAGAUCGAUGGCUGACGAACUUGCGGUCAAUGACCUUUACAAUCGCCUCAUCGAGUUUCCCUUUGACCUGGACGCUGCGUCGGAACUUGGAACGGAGGUCAUCUUUGCGGCGUUUGAGAAGUUCAUCCGCAUUGCUUGGCGCGAGCAGAUGGGUCCGGUCAUGACGAUGCAGGCACUUGGAGCUCUCCAGGUGCGAGCUUCCAAAAAGGUCGUGGGAGACUUCGCCGACUUUGUGCGGUUCCUAUUUAGUGAUAUGGCACCUCAAAAUCGCCGGGCUUUCACCGCGCUCAUCAAGCUGCUGGCCGAUCUUCUUGACGGUUGCUCAAACGAUGGCGACAGAGGCGCGUUGACGCUGGCCUUCGCGGAGCUACUGGUCGAUGACGGAAGCGCAUCAGAUUAUAUCAAUCUUCUCGACCGGCUCGUUGAAGACUGCGACCGGAUUUUCGAGAAGACUGACCAGAUGGACCCCAUCAGUUUGCUUCUCCAGAGCUCUCCUUACGACCCUUCGUGGACAGCGAGUUACCGUAGUCAUAAGUCAAUAACGGGAUCAGUGACAUCGAACACGUCCUCACUGCGCAGGAAGUUCGGUUUCGACACGCUCUUGCGGCAGAACAGCAAGACGGAGACAGACCGGCCAUCCGUAUGGCGAACGCUGAGCAAGCACAACAAAACGGCAAGCGCUCCGGAAAACGGGCUCAGCCUUUCGAUGGCCAGCAGGUCAAAAUCUGUGGACAUGGGACCCAACUACACGCUGCCCAACAGGCUCCGUCGCCCAGGAUCCCGCGACCGGCCCCCGGUUGCGGGUGCCUUCGACGACAUCGGGCACCGGCCCAUGAGCUCUCACCGGCUCGAAACCAUUGGCGAGCCGGAAGUGGUGGAACCAACCACACCCAAGUACCUGAAGAAGAAACGUAGGAGCUCGCUCUCGGACCUCAAGUCGCUCAUGGAAGCGGCGAGUCUGGAAGAUGACGACCCGCCGCUCAUGCCCCUGCAAGUCAACAACCAGCAGACCGCCGAGAAGUUCAACUCGGUUCCGCGACCUCCAUCACCCUCAAAGAUCCCUCUCAACCUCGAAUCUCAGAUACACCCGCUGCGCUCAUCCAAGCAAAAGGAGAACGCUGCGGACUUGUUCCAGCAGCUAGACGAGGUCUCAGAGAGCGAAAGGAACGAAAGGAGCGAAAGGCCGACGCUGCAGAGAACUCGUGCUAGGACCAUGACGAUCUCGCAGAUCCCCACGCUGCGACAGACGCCUCGUAUCCCUGUGCCUCCGUCCUUGGAAUCGCCCACCCGCCCAUCUAGCAGUCCCGGUAAGCCGCCGGGCACACCAGGCACCAGCCAGAGACUCCGCCUCCAGUCCCCAACGAAGCUCCGCGAGCGCCUGCAGACUGAAAAGAAGGCCGUCGACGAGGUGGACGCGUCGAUCAAGUCGGAACUCUCGCGCAUCUCCGAAGACAUGGCACGGGUGAACGGGUCGCUCCCGAGGUCCGCAACCGGCGACAUCCGCAGACUCUCGGCCGCUAUCAGGGCGCUCGAGGACCGCAUUCCUCAAGCAAUGCAGGAACUGCAGGAGCGACACGCCCUCAUACAGCAAGACAUGGAAGCCACCCUCAAGGCGACCGAGGCCAAGGUGAAAGCCAUCGACCAGCUCUACAAGGAAGCUACGGCGGAGAAUGAGCUUCUGUACGAGAAAUUCAACUCGGAGCUGAGCAAGAUCGUCAAGAUGCUCAAGGGCAAAGGGCGCGAGGACAAGGAGGAGCUGAUCGCUAGGCUCAAGGACUCGAGCGAGGAGGCGGCGAGGGCCAAGAAGGAGAACGCGAGGCUUAAAAGGGAGAUGGUUAGUCUGCGGAUCCUGCUGAAGGGCGCGACGACUAGUGGUAAUGGGGAGGGGAAUUAGUUGCUCAUUGGGUUCCAUUGGGUCUUGGGUGUUUGGUCUGAUUGGCAGUUGGCGACUGCUCGGUUCUACAAAAAGGCAAAGGGGCUCUUUCUCGGCGUUGGACGGUUGCUUCGACUCGGCCGUGCGGAUCCUGCUGCAAGGUGUUGCGCUACAUUCGGUUGUUGGGUCUUGUCUGCUGUGUACGUAUGUUCG